Molecule: messenger RNA, 5410 nt
Organism: Pieris brassicae (large cabbage white)
Lineage: Eukaryota; Metazoa; Arthropoda; Insecta; Lepidoptera; Pieridae
Gene: Golgin104
Product: coiled-coil domain-containing protein 186-like
Exons: 15
Coding region: 127-2952 (941 amino acids)
Biological process (GO): vesicle cytoskeletal trafficking
Cellular component (GO): trans-Golgi network
Molecular function (GO): small GTPase binding
Source: RefSeq, a predicted model, not a curated record
UUUGAUAGCUAAUGUUUAUUAUUUAACUGCAAUAAAUAGUGUUAAAUUCGCUUUUCAAAUGGCACCGGUGCUUUCCAAAGAAAUAUUUAAGAUUACUUAAUAUACAAAGCAUUACAUAGCAAGAAAAUGUCGGUGGAAAUUAUGGAAAAUUCAGUCCAUAUUGGUGGUAUCGACCACGAUAACUCUGCAGUAAAAGAAAAUGAAUUAUCCAGUGAUUCUGGCGUUGAUACGUUGGAGUCAUGCUCUGUAACAUAUCCUUUAUCAUCUGAGUCAGAUAUAUCGCACAUAAAGAUACCCGAACCAGAUUUAUUUCAAGAUGAAAAUAUUCGUGAAGAUCUCUUUUCUACAAACGAAAGUAGUUCACCUUCUUCACUUCUUGAAUCCAUAAGUUCUGAUAAUAUACCGAAUGGAUACUCAAAUGCCGAACACAGUUGUGGCGUUCAUCAACUUAGUGAUACUGACAAUCUCUCAUUAAAGGAGGGAAUAAUCAAUAACAUAUCAGUUUCUUUAACAGAAAACAAGUCCUUAUCUGCAUCGGUUAGCAAUAUAACCAACAUACCUGAGUCUUCCAUAGACCUUAAAAAGUCAACCACCAGUCUAAAUGUACCUGUAGAAAAAUGUAAUAUUGAUACGUUAAGUAGAAGUGCUGAAAAUUUGACAAACUUAAUAGAAGCUGAAAUUAUUUCAAGUACUGAUGCACUAAAUACUGAAGAAAUUCUUACACAAUUUGAUAAUCAAAAGCGAAAAGUUGCAGCAACCCAGAAAAUUGUACCAGAUACUCAGCCACACAUAGAUUUAAAAAGUAGACUGCCAAAGGAGAUACUAUCACAAGACAUUGGUAGUAUAGUGAGAAAUGUUCAUGGUAUAUUUUCAUCUGUUUCGGGCAGUUUAAAAAGUGCAUACAACAAUCAACGGGUGGUCCAAAAACCAACCAAAACAGUAAAACCAGUUAAUACAAAAUUAUUGAGUGAUAUUUUUGAAGAUGGGAUUGAGAAAUUGCCAAUGCUUGACACUAAUGAAAUCCCAAACAUCCCUGAGAUUCCAAAACUACUAGAAAUAGAUAGUGACAUGAAUAAAGACUUUAGUAAACUCCAAAUUGAAUCGUUAGAGAGGGUUUUAGCUGAACAAAGAAAAGAUAACAUAUCUUUAAGAGAAAAGGUUAAAAAGCAAAUGGAAGAAUUACAGGCCAAGGACCAGUCAUUUAAAGAGCUAGAAAUUAAAGUUGACCUGAUGUCGAAACGUACGGACCAAGCUCAACGCGAAAAAGAUGCUGCUGUUAUGCGCUAUGCUAGCCUUGAAUGUUCAGUAAUAGAUGCGAAAAAGUCAGCAGAAAAUGCAGCCAAAGCUGAAAAAGCUGCUAUUGCAGAGAAAGACCUACUUUUUAAUAAAUUAAAGACUGCUCGAGAUGAGAAACAAAGGAUUUGUCAGAUGUAUGAUGAUAAGUGUCACGAAGUAUCGAAUACAGAACGGGAAUUGGCCAAAGUGCGUGAGGAGUUUAAAGAGUUGGAGGGUAGACUGAAGUGGACACAGAGCAAAUUGCGGGUUGAAAUGGACGCUUAUAAGGAAAGUACUGAGCGGGCAGAUAAACUAUCACAACAACUGAAUGAGCUGGAAGCGGCGAAGGAAGCAGCUGUUCUGAACGCUGCAGACUCCUUAAAGGCUAGGCAAUUAGAAACUGAAUUAAAAGAAACCCAAGCGACACUUAUACUGUGUAAACAUGAGAAGGAAGAUCUGGACAAAAGACUGACUACAGCUCUACAGCAGCUCGAAACUUGUAAGGGUGAAAGGGACGAGGUGACUAGUGCGCUCUCUCUCGCACAGGCUGAGCUGGAAAGAGUGAAGACGCACGCAAGAAGUCUCGAAGAGGAGGCUGCUGAGUUGGCAGCUUUGAGGGCUCAGGCAGCGCUGGCGGAUACGCUCAGCUCACAGUUGCAAAGGGAAACCGAACUCCGGAAUCAAGCUGAAACGUCACUGGCGUUGGAAAGGGCGCGGUCUGAGACGUGCGUACGUCGUGAAGCAUCAGCCCUCGAACACGCCGCAAAGCUCACGGCCACACAUGUGGCUGAACGGGCACGCGCGUCAGAACACGAGGCAAAGGCGCAAGCGUUGUCAGCGGACAAUUCGUCGCUCCGUGAGCGUGUAGCGUUCUUGGAAGCGGAGAUUUCCUCACUGCAAAUAUCGUUGAAUGAUGAAAUGGAGAGGAGAAAUAAGGAAACAAGAGUUUUAGCUAGAAAAGUGGCUGAAUUGACGACAGAAGCCACGGAAGCUAACAAGAAGUUGGAGUGGGAGAAGGGAGAAGUUGGAGUACUGAAGAAGAAGCAUGCCAGUGCUGUUAAGGAGUUGAAUCGCGAACUCCAGCGUGCGUUGAAACGCAUCGAACAACUCGAAGCUAAGUUUCCGCAAAACGGUGAUACCACAUCUACUAGAACUGGGUCUGUGACGUCACUGAGCAGCGGCGAAGGCGCCGAAGAGAAGUUGCACAACGGACACCAAACUGAAUUACCGGAAAUACAGGAAACGCGAACGCCAACGACCAGAGAACCAGAUAGGCAAGCCCUAAUAGAACGUAUAGUUCAACUACAAAGAGCGGCAGCAAGACGCGCUGAACGGUGCGAGUUCCUGGAAGAACAUUCAAAGCAGUUGACGACUGAAUUGCGAGGGAAAUCCCGCUUGCUGCGACACCUUCUUGCGUCUAUGCCCGCUGGAGCUGUCACCUCACAGAACAGUGAUAAAAAUAAGAAAGAGAUAGCGCGUCUCGGCGGGGGAGCCAUGGCGGCGGUGUGGGGGGGAGAUCCGAACGGUAUCACUCUUGAGCUCUCGCUUGAGAUCAAUAAGAAGCUUCAGGCUGUUUUGGAGGACACGUUAUUGAAGAAUAUAACGUUAAAGGAAAAUAUCGAUACGUUAGGUGAAGAAAUAUCAAGGUUAAAAAGUAGAAGUGUAUUAACUAAAUAAUUGUAAAGAUCAUCUUUGAAUGUGUAUUGAAUUUCUUAUAAAAAACCACAACCUUUUUAGGUCUGGGCCUCAGAUUUCUGUACCUGUUUUCAUGAUAAGUCAAUGUAAUAGGUGAUCGGCCUUCUGUGCCUGACACUUCGUCGACUUUUUGUGUCUAAAGCAAGCUGGUUUCUUUAGGAUGUUCUCCUUCCACUGUUCGAGGCAGAAUAUGAAGUAUCCACCAGGACCAACCUCUAUGUGGAACCAGCUGCCCACUGAAGUAUUUCCGAACCAAUUCGAUCUAGGGUCUUUCAAGAAAAGAGCGUACGAAUUCUUGAAAGGCCGGCAGUGCACUUGCGAGCCUUCUGGCAAUGUGAGUGUCCAUGGGUGGUGGUAUCACCUAUCAGAUGAUCGUCCUGCCCAUUUGCCCCCAGUUCUAUAAUAAAAAAGUCGAUCUCCAACUGUGUACCAGUGGUCUUUGUGCGCAGAAUUCGCUCGAACGGUGAUGGAAAACAUCGUGAUGAAACCGGCUUGCCUUAGACACAACGGCGUGUGUCAGGCACAGGAGGCUGAUCACUUGCAAACUAGAUUGACAUAUCAUGAAACGGAUAGAAAUUUGUACCUAUAAUGUGUUUCUAUUGUACUGCGCCGACGCAGCGUACAUUGGCACAUUAUUCGGAAUAUUCAGUAUAUUAAUUGUUAUUUUACACAUUUAAUGAUGGCAACAUUCCCGUUAUUCAUUGUACCUGAUUAUAUUUUUUACUAGCGUCAACCCAGUUUAAUAACACAUACAAGGUUAAAGACGAACGAGCGAAAUUGUAUUGUUUUUCAUUAACCUCUGUGACCUUAAAAUUUGACUUUAGUAUCGACACGUCUUAUCCCUCAUGCUCGUGAAUCAUUCUAGAUAUUGGUGAAAGAGUUUUCGAUAUCGCUUCAGUAGAUCCAGGGAUUACCACGAAAACCUCACAAACGUCACCAAUUGUUAAAUCACAGACGUCAAUACAAACGUUACGUUCAGUUCAGAUCGCGCAGGUGUUGUUAAAAAUAUUGCAUUCUUAAUAAUCUUCACGAUCGUGGUUAAAUUGUGUAAAAAAAUGUGCGUAUUUACAUCGAUUUGAAAGUUAUGUUAGCUGUCAACUGUUAGUAUUGACAUAUACGAAUCUAAAGCCCUUGACAUCAGAAAUGUUUGAUAUUUGUCGUAUAUUGAAUGUAACUACUAAAGCCGGGUAUAUACUUAAGUGUGGAUGAUGCUCGCACCUACCGAGCAUGUACCUACUAGCGACUGUUCCCAGCAAACGCGCGACGAACAGCCCUCUCUACCGAAAAUACGCUCGGGUAAUCACGGAUAGCGAUGCGCACGAGUUGAAAUGCUCUGUUCUUAUAGAUACCGGCAAACUUCUUGAGCAUUAAACAAGGGAUUGGGGGAAAGUUUGCGCAUCGUACACAGCGCGGGACACAAACGUCAACUGAUUUACCAAUCACGCGAUCGACACGUCACUCCCCCCCCCCCCCCCCCCCAGUGAUACUUUCAAGCAAGGACAUUUGUUCAAGAUGUUUGCCGGUAUCUGUACGCGGAGUGUGACAGUUCGAGCACGCAAGCACUGAGUAUUUUUAUGCAUUGAAAGAUACAUUCCGGCAAUGUGGACGGCAAUCUUUCGAUGCGUGUUACAUUUUUUUGUAAAAACUUAUUCCAUACCGUCCAUCGAUCCAUUUCUAAAUGUAAAUCAUUAUAAUCCAGGACGUAACAUAAGAACAUGACAAAUAUAAUCGCAUAACAUUUAAAAUAAAAUCCUAUUUGAACAAAACAGCUGUUUGUAAUCCGCCAUUUUGUCUGUCAAUAGGUUCCUAUUUGUCAGUGAUUAAAAAGACGUUGGUCGGUAAUAUCUUUAUUUUUGUAUAGAUUAACGAACACAGAACAAUAUAUCAAUGUUUGCCAUACCUAUUUUAACGAGGCUCUAUUAAACUAAAUAAUUUUAAUAUUCAAAGUAUUAUCCGUAAUUUGUAAAUUAUAUAUCCUCAAUAGAAAUGUGACUGAAUAUUUUUUAGGUUAGGUUAUGACAUCGGUGAAAAAUACUAGCUAUUAAUACAGAAUUCAAAGAUUAAAGACAAUUUGUUGAAUUGUUCCAGCUGUCUUCGAGUUUUGCCACCCAUUUUGCAAUUAAUUUUUAUUUAUCUAGAUGAAAAAAACAAAGUUAUGCAAAGGUUUUGGUAUUGUAUACAAAAGUGGCUCCAACUAGAGAAACGAAAACUUUUUUAUUUAUUUAUAUUGGUUAUUAUUUUCAAGGGAUGCAUCAAUAUGCCUUUUUGCAUAUACGAAACUCAUAUGGAAAUAUUGUCGAUACAUAUACCAACGGUUCUUGAAUUAAAAUUAAAUUACGAUAAAAUAUAUCAAGUUUGGUUGAAGUUUUUAAUUUUUAUAAACUUGAAUGAGAUAAAAGGUUAAGUUAUUAAAAUACAGAACUAAGAGUAAUAACAUAAC